AUGACUUCAGACGGCCUCUUUCGCCUGUGUGCUUUACUUGUUGUAUUUUGCUCCACAGUAUGGGCAGAAUGUCAAAGUUAUGGGGUUGACUAUUCUAAUGGUGGUUCGUAUGAAAUCGAUGCUUCCUCUAACCAAUACUUCUCUUUUGAGACUGUAUUCCAAGGUUGUGCACAGGAGAUCAUUUCACCUGUGCUGGUAGACCCAAAAGGCAAUCAUGGGAUUCCAUACUCCUCAAUGCCUUCGGGACAGUGGAAGAUCAUCCUAUCUGGCCAGCAAGUCGCCGUUCAACGUGUGAUAACACUGACAGCCGGCCUUCCAACUACAGUGACUGUAAUAGCGACUCCUACCGUUAUCGUAGGAGUAACAAGCACUCCUAAAGCAGUUACUGUCAUCAGGACCGUAACUCAGACUCAAACUUACAUCGUGGUUCCGCAAACAGUGACGAAAGGGUGCAAUGAUGGUACAACGAGAACGAUUACAAUCACGCCAACGCCUGCUACUGUCAUCCGUACAUCGACUGCUGUACGUACCAUCACCGAUGACACGGAGACCAGUACUUCGUUCACAAUCAUCACGUCAACUGCGGUUUGCCAUUUCCCCACAACAAAACCAUUCUUCCCUCCGGAUGUCAUUGCCACGCCACGACUACCUCAACCAACAAAUUGUGCAAAGCUAGGAUGCCGUCCCAAGUGGUCGCCGUCUGGAUCCAAUGGCUCAGGUGGUUGGGGUUGGGGAGUCGCAGGCGAGACAGCCGCCGCCGUUGCCCCUGCAGUUGCACCCAUGGAAACGCUUCCUGCUGCACAGAGAAAUCUUGCUGCCGUUGCAGCAAUCACUGUUACCUCCACAGAAACCACGUUUACAGUCACGCAAACGUUUAUAACAACAGUGCCAACGUCUACUACAACGGAGAAUGUGUACCGUACUGCCGUCACGACCAUAACCCCGCCACCGACGACGGAUAUUCGACUAGUCACAUUACCGGGACUGUUUGGGUCGGGUAAAAGCCCCGUCUUUGCAUAUUUUACGGAAACUGCGUACACUGUUAUCACCAACAAGGCUAGUGCUACCGCGUGCUGGAGGGCCGGAGGAUGGUUCGGCUAA
Messenger RNA from Neoarthrinium moseri, 1101 nucleotides. RefSeq lists its product as uncharacterized. The record is from RefSeq and is a predicted model, not a curated record. The transcript is spliced from 9 exons. The coding region runs from base 1 to 1101 and encodes 366 amino acids. Lineage: Eukaryota; Fungi; Ascomycota; Sordariomycetes; Amphisphaeriales; Apiosporaceae.